Trachemys scripta elegans is the source of this 728-nucleotide messenger RNA. It is a transcript of the gene FKBP2, whose product is annotated as FKBP prolyl isomerase 2. The transcript is spliced from 6 exons. The record is from RefSeq and is a predicted model, not a curated record. Bases 16 to 633 code for a protein of 205 amino acids. NCBI's taxonomy places the organism in Eukaryota, Metazoa, Chordata, Testudines, Emydidae. Gene Ontology annotation, molecular function: peptidyl-prolyl cis-trans isomerase activity. Gene Ontology annotation, biological process: protein peptidyl-prolyl isomerization.
AAACCCCACCCCCCGAUGGACGCCAUUUUGCGCCGCCAGCAGCCAGACGUAACUGCCCUUGCAUCUGGUCACGUGACACAGAGCUGCUCUGAUCACGUGAUGGGAAAGAUGGCGGCCCCCAGGGCGGCUUCCGGGCCUGGCCAAUCAGGAAGUGGGAGCUGCCGGCGGCUGCGCAGAGGGGUUUGGAGCGGGGGUCUGGCGAGGAGGAUGCAGUCGAGCCAGGCUACAGCGCUGCUCACACUCUGCCUGUGGGCGCUUUGUCAUCCAGCGUUGGGAACUGAGGGCAAGAGAAAGCUGCAGAUUGGCGUCAAGAAGCGGGUGGAGAACUGUCCCAUCAAAUCCCGCAAGGGAGAUGUGCUGCACAUGCAUUACACCGGCAAGCUAGAAGAUGGGACCGAGUUUGACAGCAGCAUCCCACGUGACCAGCCCUUCAUCUUCUCGCUGGGGACGGGCCAAGUCAUCAAAGGCUGGGACCAAGGCCUGCUUGGGAUGUGCGAGGGUGAGAAGAGGAAACUGGUGAUUCCCUCCGAGCUGGGCUACGGGGACCGAGGGGCUCCACCCAAGAUCCCAGGUGGCGCAACACUGAUCUUCGAGGUGGAGCUGCUGAAGAUUGAGCGGCGACCGGAGCUGUAGGCAGGCAGCAUUGGCUGUGGGUGGGUGGAUGGAGGUCUGGGGGUCCUCGGCUUGGUGGGGAAAGGGUUGUGUGUGACCAUCCGCACACGGGGGGG